AUUCUCAGAGGACGAGGAAGUGAGUGAAGAGAACUCUGCAGCACAGGUCUGACAGCUCAGAGAACCAGAACGGAAUUUUUCAGCUGCAGUUCCACGGGGGUGGAAAAAAUACAGGCUGUGAGCUGUGAAUCUGUUGCUCUCUCUCUCACACACACACACACACACACACACACACAGACGCCAGUCUCGCGGCCGAGGUUGCGGCUGUCAGCGUGCACGAGCUCACUCUGGGGAAACAGCACAGCAAGUGCGCGCGCCCGCGCGUUCUCAACCAGUUGCAGUCGCAUUGUGCACUCAGGACCACGCAACAAACAUGUGCACGCACGAGGGGUCCGCAAUGACCGAGUGGAAACCUGCAGCAUGGUGAAGUUGCAGCAGCAGCAGCAGCAGCAGCCGUGCGUGACAAUGCAUCGGAUAGUGCAGAGGAGGCGCGCUGGGCCGCUCCGCUCCGCGUGGUCGCUGCUGGGUGCCGUGGCGCUCGCGCUCGCCGCCUCCAGCGCCGUGUUCACCGCGUGGACGUGGCGACAAACCCGAGACCUGACCAGGUCCGUCCAAAAUCUGCGCGAGCGCUUGGAUCAGGUGAAUUUGCAGCGCAAGGCUAUUGUCCAGCUUUUCCUGGAGAAGAGGGAGCUGCUGGAGAGCCUGCGAGUGAAGAGAGAAGCUGGAUGGGGAAAAAGAAAAAAUGGAAGGAAGGUGGCCUCUCACUUCGAGACUGGAGGGGCAAAAGGAAAAAAUGGAAAUGGAAGGAAGGUGGCUUCUCACUUUGAGAUAACCAAAGAUUCCUUUAAAACAGUUGGGAAUGAGGGAAUCAUUAAAGGGUGGACUGAGCAGUACCUGAAUAUGACUCAAGCCGUGGAGUAUAACACAGAGACCGGCACUUUUAAAGUAGUUCGGAGGGGUGUCUACUUCCUUUACUGUCAAGUGCAUUUCAGUGAGCAAGAGAGUCAGUAUGUGAAGCUGGAAGUGACUGUCCCUCAGGGUCCCUCACUUCAGUGCAUGGAGGGAUACAGCACCACUCCAACCACAGGGUUUAAACAGUUCCACUUCCUGAAGCCGUGCCAGGUGUCUGGCCUCCUGCUCUUAGAGAAAGGUGCCGAGCUUAAGACUGUAACCGGAAGUCGUUUUACUCUGCAGGAUACAGGCAAACAUUACUUUGGCCUCUUUAAGGUGAACUAGUGGAUCAGACACACAGUUCAGCCUUAUUGACUGCAUCAUUUUUUGAAGCUCUACCACAGUCGAUACUCACUGGCUGGACGAUCCAUGAUUGGUUCAUUUGUUAAACGAGUUAAACACCUGUCUUUUAAUUUUUUGUUUAAUCAGACACAUUUGAUAGGGUCCAUGCAGUCAUGCAGAACAGCUUUGACUGAAACAAGGAUGUUUCCAGAGGCACCUGGGAGUAGUUUCCAUAAGGACUGUAUGCACACUGGUGCUCUAAAUAUGGUACUAAUCAGGAUGGUAAAAGCGAGGAGACCAUGACUGCUGGACAGUUACAGUGGAUCUUUUUUGGAUUGCCUUGGUUUGGACAUAAGUGUAUAAACAUUGACUUCACCAAUUGUGCUUAAACAUUUACUUGUUGCCUGAUAAGGACACAUGGCUCCCUUCCCUAAACAGUGACACAGGCAGAGUGUACAGAAGGUUCUGCAUUGUUGGUUUUAAUACUGGACAUUGUUAUUAUUAUUAUCAGUGAUUGUGAUAAUGGAUCAAACAUUUGGAUCAAACAUACAUCCGUAUGUUUGUCAAAUGUUUGUCAAAUACACACUAAGUAGUACUCCUCAUUAUAUUUCCUUAUUACGGCCCUUCACCCGAAACUUCAACAAAAGUUAUAAGUGCCUAGUAUAUUGUUAAAUGAUUGUUUUAUAUGAUUGUAAAAGUACAGUACAGAUUGGUGUGAAGUUGUGGUAUGUUUACUUAGAGUACCACACUUCCAUUUUGUAACAAUGUCACAAUAUACCUUUUUUUUUUUAAAUAGAAUGCACAUUCAGUUCUUAAAGUCUUUUAGAGGUUACAGAGUUUAUACCAACUUUAUUGCAUCUAAUCUCACUGGUUAAUCUUGCGCAAAACAACUGAAGUUUCAUUUUUUUAACAAUGUAUGUCAACGUCUCUAAACCUAGCAUUAAAAAGACAGCUUAAUUAGGUCUGAAACGGAAUGUUUGGCAUUUAAAAUGCACAUUGUGCUGAUUGGAUUUUCUACUUAUACCUCAGCUUCCCUUUUGUAGAUCUGCACCCCUAUUGUUUCCCCAUGCCCUUGACUCUCACUUCCCUUAUCGUCUCAAGUAAAUAUCCAAAUAUCCACUUGGAGCGGUGACAUAUUCCCAUUCGUCUCCCCCAUCUAGUCUUUCCUCCUUCUUCCUCUUGCUAUUUUUCUUUAUUUUCACUUUUUGGGGGGGGGGGUUGCUCCUUGCACACAAUCCACAUUUGGAUUUCUGCAGGGGUUUCUGCUGUUCAGAAACGGCAUCCAAGAUAAACUUGUCUGGGUUGAGGUGAAGUGUGGAAUGGCUGUGUGCGUGUGUGUGUGUGUUAGUCUAAAUGAGCGAUCAGGGUAACUUUAGGGUAAGUUCAAAUUUCAUGGCUCUUUAAGCCUGACUCUAAACUAAUAUGAACAUGAUGUGAUUUUUUUAUUUCAUGGAACUUAAGUAUCUAUUUGACCAUUUGAAACUGACUGACUGAUUUUACAAUUACACAUAACCAAAAUCUAAAAACAGAGCCAGAGAGUUCAUAAUGGCCAAACUGAAUGUGUGUGAGAUGUUUCUAUUUGCUAUAACUUUUCUUAAAUAGAAUUUUCACAUAAAAAUUGGUGCAAAAUGCUCUGGCUUUCUUGUU
This is a messenger RNA of Silurus meridionalis, 2820 nucleotides long. RefSeq names its product TNF superfamily member 12 (gene tnfsf12). The transcript is spliced from 7 exons. Lineage: Eukaryota; Metazoa; Chordata; Actinopteri; Siluriformes; Siluridae. Gene Ontology annotation, cellular component: membrane. Gene Ontology annotation, molecular function: tumor necrosis factor receptor binding; receptor ligand activity. Bases 361 to 1176 code for a protein of 271 amino acids. The record is from RefSeq and is a predicted model, not a curated record. Gene Ontology annotation, biological process: immune response.